Molecule: messenger RNA, 961 nt
Organism: Cucurbita pepo subsp. pepo (vegetable marrow)
Lineage: Eukaryota; Viridiplantae; Streptophyta; Magnoliopsida; Cucurbitales; Cucurbitaceae
Source: RefSeq, a predicted model, not a curated record
CUCUGAUCUUAUUCUUUCUUAAACUCACGCGCCGCCGUCAGAAUGACCAUCUCCCACUUUCUCUCCGCCGCCUCGCAUUCCUCCACCGACACCGCCGGUGUUGAUUUUGACUGGUUACCCGGUUCCUCCAUCAAGCAAUGGAACUCUGAACUUCCCGACAGCUGGGGCGACGGUUCACUGACUUCACCGCCGCAACCCCAAACAAUUCAUCCACCAACUAACAAUAUUCUAUUUCACCAUACUUUUAGCCUCCUCAACCCUUAUCUCAAAACCAAUGGCCUUCUUCAACAAACCGGUUCGUCGCCGUCGCCACCGCCACCACCGCUCUCCUCCGAUAACGUCCUACACAAGCUAUCCCUUCCCGCCGGUGAUUUUCAGAGGAAUAAUCAGAGAGCAGAGAGUCCAGUUUCAUGUGAAAGUAGCAUCGCCAUUGAAGGGAUGAGCAGAGCUUGUAGGUACAGUCCAGAAGAGAAGAAGGAGAGAAUUCAAAGGUAUAGGAGCAAAAGAAACCAGAGGAACUUCAACAAGAAGAUUAAGUAUGCUUGUAGGAAGUCAUUGGCCGAUAGUCGACCAAGGAUUAGAGGACGAUUUGCAAGGUACAACGAUGACGUUGCAAAGAAUUAUCCAGUGCAAUGGAGUCAUGGGCAAGAGGAAGAACAAGGAGAAGAAGAAGAAGAAGAGGCAAAUUGUGAUGAUAAUUGGAUCAAGUACUUUGUAGAUGCAUAUUCUACGAAUCUUAUUCCAUGAAUCUCUCAAAAGCAAAAAAUAAUAAUGUAGCUCUAGUUGCAAUCGGCCUCUUCCAUUUUGACCAUCUUUCAGUUGCGUGAGAGUUUUACAUUGCUUAUUUAGGCUUCUCUCUCUCUUUUCUUUUUCUAUGUAUGGAACCCAAAGUUUGAGUUAGCUCUAACUAUAUUUGUAUUAAUAAUGGUGAAGGGUAAUAAUUAUAAUAUUUAAUCGAUAA